This is a messenger RNA of Solenopsis invicta (red fire ant), 5282 nucleotides long. RefSeq lists its product as uncharacterized. Bases 2829 to 4280 code for a protein of 483 amino acids. The transcript has 8 exons. The record is from RefSeq and is a predicted model, not a curated record. Lineage: Eukaryota; Metazoa; Arthropoda; Insecta; Hymenoptera; Formicidae.
GCUCAACAGUAAAACGAGAUCACAGAAUUUUGUAGAAGCCAGAGAAAUAAAUUUCAAUAGUUCAUUGCUACAGCAUUGCAGCAUUCGCGCGAUUUGUUUUUCUCACACGUAAUUAGUAAUUAAAACGUUUAGGCAAUUGAUCCACCCGCUUCAGCAUUUUUCCUUGCUUUAAACGAAAUAGAUACUUUUACACAACUUAUUUAUAGCAAUUUAUACAAUUAAUUUUAAAAUACUAAAAAUGACAAAAUUGCACGCACAAUUUAUACAUCAUUAAAAUGUAUUAAAUUAAAAAUAUAUAUCAAUAAUUUCGAAUUUUUCACCGUUUUCAUCAUUUCUCUUCUUAUGUCUCUAAUUUUUAAUGUUUCGAAAUGUUUUAACGUAUUAAAAUUAAAUAGAUAUAAAAAUAAUGCUGUAGCAAAAUUUAUUAGAAAACCUUUCCCAUUUAAAUGUUCUAAUAUUUUUAGAGACGUAUGCGUUACAUUUAUAUCGCAGCAUUUUAUGUAAGCAAUAGAAACGACAGAGUUUUCAAGUUCGAUAACUAAUAUAAACUCACGGUCACGUACCUCUUACUAGCUAUAGAUCGGAUAAAAUAGUAAGAGACAUUUACCUCGUUAUCUAAUUGUCGUAUAUAUGUAUAGCGAUCGCGAAUACAUUGUAUACACCAAACACGCGUUUAGAGAAAACGUUAUAAGCUGUAAAAACUUUAAAUCGUUUCCAAGUAAUAGCGAAGAAUUGACCCUAGAAAUGCUAGAGAAUAGUAAAAUCGAUCUGCAAGACACGUGUGAGUUAUUGGAAAGUCAUUCGAAACAUACGCCAUAAACUUUGGAUCAAACGCUUCUCUAAAUAUUUUUUGCGCAUUUAAAAAGACGCUGUUAGAAUUAAAGUACUGUAAAAUUAAUGUUGUAACAAGAAGUUUCAUUAAAAAACUAUUUCUACUAAAAUAUCAUAACAAUUCUUAAAUUAUACCGUUAAAAUUAACACACCGCUAGCAUCAUUAAUACUAAUUUGAGAAUGUUGGUAUUUUAGGAUACGAGGAGAUUUUAUUCAUGAGAUUGUAGGAAAUUUUCUUGGCAGUACAGCCAAUUUGUUCCAAAAAUAUUCAUAAAAUAUUAGUCAAUACAAAUUAUACCCUCCUUCCCUUCAACUUUGUCAUUAUCAAGUAAAAUACCGAGUAUUAGAUUGAAUCAAAGCCGAUCUUUUGUUUUCACACAUUUACAUAUAUCUAUAUCGCUACCGUGACAAAGCAGUCUUCUUUAAAUCAAUCGAGAGACUCGACUAUUAAAGCUCGUGCCGUCCCUACGACGAGACAGUUCUCCCGCGAAGAGGCAAACGUUAGUUGACGCGCGCGUUACCUGCGCCACUUUUAAUCCGAUGUUGUGCAUUCAUUCCUUGCGGUUAACUUAAAUUUCUCAUUUUCACAAAUCUAAUUCUUUGAAAAAGUGAAAAAUGUCAAGCAUAUUUAAAAACUUUAAAUCAAAAUACAAGUUUAAGUGUAAAAUCUAUAGACAGUUAAAUAUUAAUUAGCGUGAAUUAUGUUUAAUACAAGUGAAGAAAUAUAUUUAAUACUGUUAAAUGCUACAAAUAAUUAUCUCAACCUGAUAACUGCAAGGAAGUGAUAACGCGAACUUCAUAUCACUAUCCGGAAUGUGUCAACGUAGAAGAGUAUAAAAAGAAUUUAAGUGUGUUUACGCGACUGUUUUGCGCAGUAAAAUUAUCGUCGAUCUUGUUCGAUGGUUUAAUUAUUGGAUUUCUCAUUAUAAUUUCAUUAAAUCUGUCGCGCGUGAUGACAGAUGAAUGUAUGAGUAGUGUAAAGCUCAUUUUUAAAUCAAAAGACAACAGUGUUCAGAGAUAAUCGAAGUGUUCUACGCUUUGAAUAACGUUCAGUGUGUUUUAAUUUUCGUAACACAUCGCUCGCGUGCACCAUUGUGAAAUUUAUUCGAAAAGUGAAAAGAUUGAUUAUUAAUGUGAGGUGCAUUAAAACGAUUCGCGACAUAUACAUUUAUGCAACUUUGAUAAAUUAUAGUUAUCUAUAUCCAUCCAUUCUCAAUUAUACACAGAGAAAAAAAUCUGUUGUAAAACUCAAAUAUUUUGUCCGAUACAUUCAACCAAACAUUGGGCAUUGAGUGACUCAUCUCGGAAAAGCCAAAUCCCGUACUCACCUACGUGAAGAAGAAGGCAAUUUUCAAUUCUUUUGACACAUUCCUUCAAUCUUUUCUAUACUUUUAAAAUCAGCUACGUGAGUGCUUUAGAACUACACGGCAGCAGGAAGUCGGUAAAAGUUAAGUGCGCCGACCAUUCGCUGUCGGGGUUCACUGUCAGUGCUAUCGCACGAGCGGUUUAAAUCCCAACCCCAAAUGUCGUCCGACGUCGCAUCACGUCGGUUUCUUCUGUGCGCGACGUCAUAUGCCCAAGUUGGCAUUUGCAACGUGUCGUUACGUUCGUUAUACUCGUAAUACAUUUCAUCAUGACUUAAACGGAUAUUGGCGAGACCAGAAUCGUACAAAAAAAAAGGAAAAGAAAAAGGAUAAAGCUCUUAUCAGAGAAACCGCAAAGUCUAACACGAAAUUGCUUAAUGAAAACUUAGGAAAGAGCUAAAAAAAAAAAAAAAAAAAAAAACACGUUAAACAUCCUUAUAUCCCCUUGUGAUCGUCGCACACCGCCACCACCACAACCACUGCCUCUCUUCCACGCGCAUCCUCGAGCACCCGUCGAAUCGGCCAAGCGUAUCGAAUGGUCGAGUAGAAGUAAAGCCGAGAAAAAAAGUAACACACAUACACACCACGAGAAAUACGCCGACAGCGACCUGAGAUCGUGCACCGAAGUCAGUCAUGAAUCUUAUGUUCCGCAAGAACUUCGGCGAGAAGGGACUUGGUGGUGGCGGACUAGGUGGAGGAGGAGGAGGAGGAGGAGGUCUAGGGGAAGUCCGGCCCGUCCUGGGCACUACCACGACUUACGGAACCAGCGGGGCCUCGUUCGGCCAGAUAGGGACGCGUUUAGGCGCAGCACGCGGUGGUAUUGGCCAGUCAGUGGUCAGCAGCGGCGUGCGUGGACCCAUACGACGCAGCCGGGAAUUCGGAUACUUGCCGUCGAUGGGCGAUCACGAGCACCAGGGGCAUGGUUACCGUACUCAUUUGUUCCUGUCGCCACCCGCAGGUGGGACACUCGGCUCGCCACCCGAGGAAACGGGCGAGCGACUGGGUCCGCCGCCGCGUCGCAACUCGGGCCCUCAUGUAAUCAAAUGGGGCGGCGGCGGGCCCAUCGGUUCCGCGCAAGCCGGUCAGACCGGCAAUCAGGCUAGAAGGAAGCAAAAUCAGAUCGGUCAACAAAAAGAACCUUCCGACCCACCGACUCCGACGGCGUCCAGGCAGCAGGUAUCCUUCAGCGGAAAUCGUACUUCUGGUACUUAUACACCCCUCGUGGUUUCCGGAAACAGCCCACCACGAGGCGAACCAAUCUCCUUGGCCACUUUGGACCGCGACUGUUUUAUUAUACCUCUCGCUUCUCUCGAGCGCUUUUUACCAGCCGGUGUACCACAUGCUCCUGUCGCUGAUAAGAAGAGGCCAGGAAGUCCUCUGUCAGUUCUCGAAGUCGAGGACCCAAAGCAAUGUGUUCUCGCGCAUUUCAUGACACCAUUAGAGCCUCUAGACCCACUAAUGGAAUCUCCAGUGUCUCGUCCACUGGUUCUACAACGCGACACCGCUGCGGAACUAGUCGCCGAGAUAGCACCCUCCGCGUCGCAAAGCAUUUUACUUACGAAUAUGGAGAAGAACACGGAUUUCCCGUUCAUCACGUAUUAUCUAAUAAAUAAGCAGAGCACGGACCCCGUAGAUUUUUACAACGAAGUGCAAUGCGCAGCCCUACGUAAGUUCGAUCCCCGAGAUCUCAGAUACGCAGCCAAUCACACGUUAGACCUGUUCAAUGAGGUAGCGACUAUCGCGAGACCGCCGCUUGAACCGCCCGGUGGAAGACCACCCAUUCCGUCCACCGGCUACAUAGUUUCAAUUUUUAAAGUUUUCGAGGGGGACGACGGUCUCAAAUUCGAACAAAACUGGCUUUAUUGGACAGGUGCGCGAAUGAUGUAUCGAUACCUGCCCAAAUCGGUGGGUCUCAGGCGUAUUACUUUGCAUAAAUCAAUGUCGCAGGGUGAUAAGAUGUAUCUAUUGAUUUGCGAGUGCUCGCAGCUGCAAGAUAAUCUAUCCGCUGCGGCGAUACUUCUGCCGGCACUUCGUGCACGCCUGUGCGGGCACAUCGGGCUUUACAGGCCCUCCGUGUGCUUCUGAUUCCUCACCCAGCUGCUAGAGUCUGCGAGGAACAUCCUUUCAAAUCGUAUUACGUACAACUCUGCAGAAAAAUCUGAAAGAAACGGAACAUAACUAAUGCCAUAGCGGGAUACGCUAAUUUGCAGGAACCGAAGAAUAUAUCGUCGCAAACUUUGUUAACAAACGAGACACUGUGAUUUCUUAUCAUACUAUCUAUUAUAAGAAGCGCAACUUCGUAUACGCUUUAGACGAGUCUCAUCGAUGAUCGACGAAAUGGCCUGCAUGUUCGAUUAGAUAUGCAACUGGACCUAUUUGUAUUUUUCGACUUUACUAUCUCGUUCAUUACGCAAGCGAGCAUUGCCCAAGUAGGGUCACCGAACAAAGCUGAAAUGAGAUGUAUAGCAAUAAAAUUAACAGGCUGCAGAAAGUAUAUUGUAUAAUAUAUACGUAAUAUAAAAUAAUAUAAAAGGGGUGUCCGAUUCAUCUCCUAGAUGAAAGCGCCAAGGAUCCUCGAUAAUUAGUUUCCUGAAAGAUGUGGGAUCAUUCCAUGCGCUAAGACAUGGAAAAAGAUAAUGUAUGUUGCCGAUUAGAGAUGUUUGGUCAUCCUACGGGCAUCGCAAUACACAAGCAUAACGGAUAUACGCAUAACAUACUUUUAUUACUAUUGAUAACUAUCGAAUAAUCGCUAAUUACAUAUCAUACUCAAUAAACUGUGAUAUUUGAACCAGCGGCGUAUAUAUCACAAUGGGAAACUCCUCUUGAAACCUACUCUUAAAAUCAAUUUAGAUGACUUAGGCACAAAGUAGAGAAACUUUGAAGGCCAACGCGGUAGAACAUAACUUCAAGUCUUUUAUCGAUUAUCUUCAUAUUUGAUAUUAUAUAUCCGUAUACACGGAUUGUGCUCGUAAAAUUUGGUCAGUAACUAUGUAACGUAUGUGAGUAAGCUAUAUUUUUCAAGAUGUAAAUAGCAUAUUUCAUUUUUAAAUAUAAUUCUUUCUUAUUUAAAAUAAAAAAUAGAUUUUA